AGCAGCUUCUUGAAGGAUCCCAGGGUGUCAGCUUCAACAACAUUACAACAACAUGUAAUUCAACAACACUCCUGCUGCAUGUAGCUACCUUAACAUUUGGACAAACGCUUCAACUCAGGAGUUCAACAGAAUGUAGAAUGCAGGGUACCACGUUCCAUUACAUGCAUCUAAUUACUGUAUAAAGUGUGUUAAAUACAUGUUCAUUACACUGUUAUUAUGCAUAGUUAUAACGUACUUUUUACAAUCCCAAUUGUGUUUAAAAAUAGAAGGAAGCCACUGUGAGUCGUGAGAACGGCACAGAAAUAACAGGAGGAGCCUGCUGCUUCCAUUGUAUUGACUGAGUGCUGUGCUUCAAGACUUGAAGUGCCCCCUUCUCCAUCCUUUUACAGCACAGAGCACAACAAAGGAAGCCGAUUCACGUUUUAUGAGGUCGGAUGUUAUAAAAAGGAGGAAGGACAGCUAUAGCUGCUGUGCUUGACACUGCGGUGUUGAAUUCAGACCAGACCGUAACUGCAGAUCUCACCCGCGCUGCUUUGUAAACUAAUCCUGUGUUUCCAUUCAACACAGUGUUAAUCACGCAACUGUGAGAGAAAAAGGCACUGACAAACAUCCCCAGAAUUUGGUGUUCAGUUUUGGAUGUGGGUGCCCUGAUGUCCAGCAUAGCUUCACCCAUGUUGAAGCUGUGCACAGUUUAGACACCUAACGAAUAUGAAAUUGUAUUUUAUGAAGCAUGCCACAGAAAAUGUUUUAGCAGUAUGAUUUCCACAUGUUUUCAAAAAGUUUCAGCAUUGCCUUGACGCGUUGCAAACUGUAAUCGGGUGCUGUUGGUGAAAAGCCAUCUUUUUCUUUUCUUUCAUGACACCACGUGCUGACUUGCUUCUCUUCUGCUUCUAUUUCAGCAGAUGUGAGAGCGUAGAUGCGCAGCCAAGUCCCUUAAAGGCGGUCUUUGAGAAGCGUGGGAUGGAUUCCACCAAAGAGAAACUGAAGAAGGAGCUGGAGGAGGAGCUGAAACUGUGCUCAGAGGACCUGAGGAGCCACGCCUGGUACCACGGAAAGAUCAGGAGAGAGGCAGCAGAGGCCUUGCUGGAGACAGACGGGGAGUUCUUGAUCCGGGACUCUCAGUCCAGCCCGGGGGACUACGUCCUGACCUGCCAGUGGCAGGACCAGCCCAUGCACUUUCGGAUCAUCCGCGUGGUGCUACGUCCCAAGAAGGGAUACUCGCGCAUGCUGUUCCAGUUCGAGCAGGACCAGUUUGAUAACGUGCCCGCCUUGGUGCGGUAUCACGUGGGCAACCGCAAGCCCAUCUCUGACAAAUCCGGAGCCAUCAUCUUCCAGCCCAUCACCCGCAGCGUGCCGCUCAGGGUCAUCGAGGAGCAGCAGGGCAGCGGCGCCCCCCAGGGGAACUCGGAGGAACAGCACCCCGGUGACAAAAAACCCAAAAGACUCAGUCUGAAUGGAGGCCAGCAGGAUAUCAUAAUGAACGGCAACCUGCUCAGGAAUAAGGACAAGAGUGGCAGUCACCCUGGGAAUCUGGAGGACCUGGGAAGGAGACCCUCCAUGCAGUCUGCCCAGUCCGACAGUAACCUGAGAUCGGGUGCCACGCAGACGUCCCAUUCAAACAGGGUGGAGCCCCCGCCCCCCUCGCCGGUGUUCCGGACAGGCAGUGAGCCCCUCCUGAGCCCCAAUCUCACCCGUGCCUCUGUGCAGCCUCAAGGGGGUCCCGUACUGAGGGGCUCAGAUGGGCAGCUGCACCCCCGAGCACCCCCCAAACCACUGCGCAUUCCCUCGGUCAUCUUCACCAACCCUCCCCCCGAACUCCGCCGGCAGAACCCUGAGGACUACUACGGGGAGCUGGUACCCAGAGCCCCCCUUGCAGGGAAGAGUCACGUGGACAGGCUGGCUGUGGAGGAGCGCUGGCAGAGCAGGGCUCGGAUAACAGACACCAGUUUCCAGUUUCUGGACGCCGUGUCGCCCACUCUCUCUACUUUUUGUGAGCAGGAGGAAGGGGGAGAGGAGGGGGGAGAGGACCCCCACUUUGUGAGGCCUCAGAUAGAAACGGUCUCCUCUUUCCAGCCCUCCCGCUUCCAGUCUCUUCUGCUGCCGGAGAACAACAAGCCCCUGGAGCCGAGCGUGCUCAAGAAGCUGAAGGAAGUGUUCGCUGGCAGUGACGCCAGGACAACAGCGCUGCACAUCCUCAAAGUGGACUGCCAGGUGGCGAGGAUGAUGGGGGUGACGAAGGAGCAGAGGCAGCUGAUGGGAGUCGGGUCGGGUUUGGAGCUUCUCACACUGCCACACGGACACCAGCUGAGACUGGACCUGCUGGAGAGGCAUCAUCUGAUCGCGCUGGGCAUUGCUGUGGACGUGCUGGGCUGCACGGGCACAGUGAGCCAGCGAGCCUCUGUGUUAAACAAGGUCAUCCAGCUCUCCGCGGAGCUGAAGAACACGGCGGGGGACCUCUACGCGUUCUCCGCAGUCAUGAAGGCGCUGGAGAUGCCGCAGAUUGCGAGUCUGGAGAUGACUUGGAGAGCUCUGCGCAGGAACCACACAGAGAGCGCCAUCGCCUUCGAGAAGCAGCUGAAGCCCUUUUACAAAGCCCUGAACCAGGGGAAAGACGAGACACCGCUGAGCUGCACAGCUGUGCCUCACAUCCUCCCUCUAGUGAAGCUCAUGGAGGGGGUGGGGCUGGGCGAGGACACAGAGGAAGGCUGUGACCAGCUGCUGAAGACACUGGCCGCUGCCCGGGCCAUCACCCUCAACGCUGAGCUGUACAGCUCCUAUGCCAGCUCCCUGCUCAAAGACUUCCAGCCCAAGGAGGAGUUGCUGGAGGUGUUCAAGACGGAGUUUGCUCUGCGGCUGUUCUGGGGGUUCAAAGGUGCAGAGGCAAAGCAGGAGGAACGGUACCAGAAAUUCGACAAAAUCCUCAGUGCGCUGGCUGGGAAGCUGGAAACCGGGGCAGCGUCCGAGCUCUGAUAAACCCCGCAGGACCGUCCCCUGGCUUGGCAGAGGACUCCCGGCACUGCGUUUCACUGUAGAACACUGGUCCUCAAACACGGUCCUCGGGACUCAGUGUCUGCUGGUUUCCGUUCCAACCGAGCUCUCAGAUUACUCAACUAAACCCUUAAUUGAACUAAUAAUUUGCUUAGUUAGGCUCUUUUAAUUGUUUUCAGCUCUCAGUUGGAGAUUAAGUUAACUGUAAAAUUGUUUAAGUGUUUUGAAAUCGGCAACUUCUCAGGAGAUUAGAACAAUUGCAAUUGUUAAAUUAAGCACAUUAUUAGUUGAAGGGUUUAGCUAAGUAAUUGAGAGCCAGCAGUCACAAGGGUCCCAAGGUCGUGGGUUGAAAAGCCACUGUUCUGUGAAGGUGGCCGAUCGUAGCGAUUGAACCUGAGGAACAGCUAAUCAGCUCUGAGCUUUGUGAAAGAGACGCAGAGGAGAAACGGUUUCCAUGGAUUUUCUUUUCUGUGAUAAAGGGGGACUGUGGAAAGAUGACAGGGAGUCUGGAUUACCUCCUCUCAGGAGUGACCAGCGUGUAUUAAACGCCAUGCUGAGACAGCAUCACUUCAGCAAGGAAAUCUCAAAUAAUAUUGACAGGUUGACAUGGCUGAGCACUGUAUAGUAUUGUAUUGUAGUGUGUGUUGUAAUUAAGACAAAAAACUGUGAUGCAAGUAACUUUUCUAUUCUUACAAACCAGAUCGAUUUUGAGUCAGUUUCACUACAAGGGUUACAUUUUUAUUUUAAAGAAAUACAUAUGUAAGUGUUGCAUUGGUUUAAUGCAGACUUUUUUCAUUUUUCUAUUUAAAGUUACAUUGUUAAAGUUUCAAUAAUUACCUCUAAGAAAUAUUGCAAACUUAAAGUCUCUCGCACCACAGCAGCGGUGUUACAACUAAGCCACAAGGUGGGGCUAAAGGCCAAGUAAAAUUAAAUUAAAAAAAAAAUAAAUAAAAAAAAAAAUCUCGCUAGAAAACAUCUUUAAAAAAAUUU
This is a messenger RNA of Polyodon spathula (Mississippi paddlefish), 3978 nucleotides long. RefSeq names its product SH2 domain containing 3A (gene sh2d3a). NCBI's taxonomy places the organism in Eukaryota, Metazoa, Chordata, Actinopteri, Acipenseriformes, Polyodontidae. Gene Ontology annotation, biological process: positive regulation of peptidyl-serine phosphorylation; small GTPase-mediated signal transduction. The transcript is spliced from 10 exons. The record is from RefSeq and is a predicted model, not a curated record. Bases 856 to 2970 code for a protein of 704 amino acids. Gene Ontology annotation, molecular function: guanyl-nucleotide exchange factor activity; phosphotyrosine residue binding.